Molecule: messenger RNA, 348 nt
Organism: Caenorhabditis sp. 36 PRJEB53466
Lineage: Eukaryota; Metazoa; Nematoda; Chromadorea; Rhabditida; Rhabditidae
Source: the annotation of a GenBank genome assembly
AUGAAAGCUCCAGAGUUUGCAAAGACCGAAGUGAGAUGUGUGGCUUGUAAGUCUUGGUUGCCAUUCGUCCAUUCUCAGUUGCAAAACGUCUCUCUCUCUGUUGCAGGGCUGAACGACAAAACCGACGCUUGCCACAAGUGGAUCGACGAGUUGUCUCGCGAACGGAACGAAACUGCGGCAUCGUGUGACAAAUGGCACGAGCGAACUUGCUGCGACCUCAACACCUACUGCGCCUGGUACAAUCAGCCGUGGUUUCUGUGGACGUGCAUCGGCUUCGGCUUCUUCCUCCUUCUCGCCAUUCUCAUCUCGAUUGCGUCGUGUUGUUGUUGCUGCAAGAGGAGACGAUGA